AUGCGCGCUGUUAAUGCACUGCUUGGUGCUGAGCAACGAGGAAAACGCGACGCGGAAAGAAAGUUGAGCGACGCAUGCGAACGCGAACGUGAACGCGAACAGCAGCGCAGCGAAAAUUGCGCCUCGCCGAAAAGUGCAUCAGCAGCAGCAUCGGCAGCAACAGCAGCAGCAGCAGGCACGACAGCGACGUCGAUGACGUUGGCGUCAACAGCCUUGGGACUCAGCACAGCAACAGUCGCAGUCACAGUUGGAGGACAGCAACAACAGCAAGAGCUAUCGAUGGCAAGUGGCAGUGCAGCAACAGCAGCAGCUGCUGGACGUCAACAGCGUCCCAGUGAUAGCGAUUUGCGGGAGCUGCGCGAGAUUAAGCAGCUGCUGUGGGGCGAUAAUGUGCGCGAAGAUGUUUUCACGCGUUGGUCUCAAGGCUUUGAAUUUAGUGAUGUGGAGCCGUCAGCUUUGGUGCAAAAACAGGGCGGUCCUUGUGCUGUGAUAGCGCCCGUUCAGGCGUACUUGCUGAAGAGAAUCAUCAUGGACAAGCCAGGCAUCCAGCUGAUCGACCUGCCACGCGAGGAGUGCGAAAGUCUGUUGAUACGUGCGCUGUGCAACAUUCUGAAGAAUUGCCGUGCGCAUCGCUAUAAGAUUGUCACCCUGCACCCUGAUUGUCGUGCAACCAAAGAGCGUCGCCUGACGCCACCAAGUGUCGCCGCCGCCGCCAACACCAACACCUCAAACACAACAACAAAUCCGGCUGGCGCUGCUACUGCCGAUGAUGCUACCGUCGAAGCGGCCAUUGAGGCCGAAGAGCAAGCCACUGAGAUGGCAACUGGCAAUGCAAGUGCAACGGGAAUUGAUGCUUCAGCUACAGGUACAGCGACAGCAGGAGGAGCAGGAGCCGAAACAGCUGCUGACGGCACAACGUUGGUGAUACGCAUGCAGCUGAAUCUGACGCUAACGCCAGAUGAAUUCCAUGAUGGAUUGCAUACGGUGCACUUUCAUCAUAUCACCGAUGUGGCACGCUUCUACAUGCAGAACUAUAGUCAACUAUCGCAUACAUACGGUGUGCUGCUCUUCAUGUAUUCGGUAUUCCUAACCAAGGGCACGGAACAGGUGAAUGCCGAUAUAUCGGAUACAUCGGAACCGCUGAUACAUAGCACAUACGGUUAUGGCGCUCAAUCGCUGAUCAAUCUAAUGCUGACGGGUCGGGCUGUCGCCCAUGUCUGGGACAAUGAGCAGGAUGUCGGUGGGCUCAAGUUGCGCGGCAUCUCUGAGCAGAGUGAUAUUGGUUUCAUAACGCUAAUGGAACAGAUGCGCUAUUGCACUGUCGGUUCAUUCUUUAAGAAUCCACGCUAUCCCGUCUGGGUUAUGGCCUCCGAUACGCAUUUAACUGUUUUGUUUAGCAACGAAAAGAGGCUCGUGUCGCCGGAGACACCAUCGGAAACGGGACGUCGCGUCUUCAAAUCGUACGAUCCGGAAGGCAAUAAUUUCAUAUCGAGCACCUUGCUGCGUGAUGUGUUGGCCACACUGCAUCUGGUCAGCGAGCCGGGCUACGUUAGUCUGAUGCAGAAGCGACUGGAUCCCGAGAAUCUCGGCAUUAUACUCCUCAAUGCUUUUAUGGAUGAAUUCUAUCCGCAGGAGCGUCGGUCCACACCGGACACAUUCGAGCUGAUGCACUACAACGGCAUACCGGGCUCCAAUGACAACAAUAAGGUGCGUUACUAUUGUGGCUCGGCCAUAUUGCUGGAGGGUGAUCUCAAGUCGAUAUGCACCUCGAAUCCCAUGGUCACUUGUCUGCAGACCAAGUGGCCCAACAUUGAGAUCAAUUGGCAUGAUGCUCACAUGCCUUCGUUGAAUUGACGGCCACACUAAAAGAAGAGCAACAACAACAACACAAACAAAAGAACAACAACAACAGCAGCUGAAGUAGGCAGCUGCAGCAACAGAAACAAAAGUAGGAGGUAGUGAAAGAGAAGCCGAAGAAUACGGUGAAGAGGAAGAAAACAGCUGUGCAGCAAGUGCAAGCAACAACAAUUGGAUGCCAAGCACACUUUUAUUUCAAACACCUUUCAAUUGUUUAUUGAUAAUUUAUUGAGAAAAAAAACGUUUUAAAAACAACCAAAAAAAUGCAAACGCAAAAAAAAACAACAAACAAAAAAAAUGAACAAGCAACUAACACACACACUUACAUAUAUAUAUUGAGAUAUAUAUAUAUAUAUAUAUGUUUGUAUAUCCUACAUAAACACACACACAUACAACAACACUUAUCCCCCAACCUGUGCAUAAAAAUGUUAUGCAGAUAUUAAAUUUUUUGCAACACAUUUAAAAAAAAAACAAUUUCAACAUGAAACACAUGAAAAACAAGCGAAAAAAAAAAGAAAAAACAGAAAGCAUAAAACAUAUUGAAGUGAAUGUAAUUUUAGUUUGCCAUUGUAAUUUAUAAGAGCCAGCGAAAAUGAUGAUAAAUGUUAAAAGCAUAAGUCAUAAACAACCAACAAAUGCAUGUCACAUUAGCGAAACAAAUACACACAAACAACUCACACACACACACAUGCACCCAAUGCGCCCCUCUCCACACACACACACACACACACUCAUUCAGAACAAAAAAAAUUUUUGUUUAUGGCCUUUUAACAAAUUAAUUGUAGUGUUUAAAACAAUUAAAUAAAAUUAACAAAAAAAACUAACUAAAAUGCGUUACCAAUAAAUACACGAAACACAAAUGCAAAAUAACAGUCGAAAUAGAGAAGGAUAGCGCUAAUGCAUGAGAGCGAGAGAGUAAGAUUGAGAGAAGUAUGGCAACAAUGCACUCAACAACAAAAAAUAAAAACCAGAGAAAUAAUAAUAAUAAAAAUGUUGUAAUCCAAAAAAACGAAAACUUGAAAUUGUGAAUAACUCUUUGCGAAUGUACUAUAUAUAUAUAGAUUUUGUUGGAAUUCUACGAACUUAUUUAUUGAUAUUGUUUUGUUGUCGAACAAAUUCUUACAUUUUGUUUCUUUAACUGAAAUGCAAUUUCUAUUACUUAAUUAAAAAACCGCUUAAGUUGUUCCCAUAUCUAAAAGAGGAAAAAAAAUUGACAAUUGGCAAUUUGAAGGUAACUUUUCUAUCGAUAAAUUCCAAUUGAAGUGUUUGAUGAUCACGAUCGUGACUAAUGCAGGCACAUUUAUCAAAUCGCUAAUCGCAAGUCAAUAAUCUCAAUAAAUAAUGUGAAGUGAUGAUGAAAAAAAUCAAAGAAACGUCGUUUUGUUUUUGGAGAUUGUGUUUCUUACUUUAAUAUUUUUGUAAUUGAUAUUUAAGCAAAAUUCAUUUUACUCGCGAAAACGAAUUUUUCAAUCAAUUGUUUUUGUUUUUUGUGUUUUUUUUAUUUAGGUAUUUUGUUAUGUUUUUCUUUAUAUUCUUUGUUAAAUAACGAAGCUGUUUUUAAAUUUAGCGCGCAUUGUUAUCCUCCUGUUUCUCUGUUCCGACUAUAGCCAACUGACAGACGAAGAAUGCAUCCAUCAUCCACUCUUCAGCACUCUACUUCUCCUCACACCAUUCGUUCUCCUUGCGCACCUGCUCCUCCUCUGCUGGCGUGAAAUCCUUCUUGAUGUUAAAUGUCUUGCGUAUAUCCUCCGGAGUCUUGCCCUUGAUCAUGUUGGCCACAGUCUUGCACGUUAGCUCCAGCAAUCCCUUGAUGUCCAAAUAGUUGGCAGCCAAGAUCAAUUCAAAUAGGGUGCCCUGAUCCACUUUAAGGAAAUCUGCAUCCCACGAUGUGAUGUCAUCGGUUCGCUUCUCCUUGCUCUCAUCGUCCUCGGUGGGCUGUGGAUCAUCCUUGUGAUAAUUCGCCCAGGUUAGGACCUUGCGCAAUAUGGUGGAGUUCACAUUGGGCAGCGGAACAAUGGCAUUCUCAUCCUCCUCCAUGCCGCAAUCCUCGAGCAUGGUCCGAAUGGUGCCAGAGCAUUUGGCGAUUUGUAUAUCAGUAUCAAAAAUCUCCUCAUCGGAGGAUUGCAACUUGAUGGUCGGCAUAUUGAUCU
Drosophila sulfurigaster albostrigata is the source of this 4007-nucleotide messenger RNA. Its product is annotated as ubiquitin carboxyl-terminal hydrolase MINDY-3 homolog. Gene Ontology annotation, biological process: protein K48-linked deubiquitination. The record is from RefSeq and is a predicted model, not a curated record. Gene Ontology annotation, molecular function: K48-linked deubiquitinase activity; cysteine-type deubiquitinase activity. The transcript is spliced from 7 exons. Lineage: Eukaryota; Metazoa; Arthropoda; Insecta; Diptera; Drosophilidae. The coding region runs from base 1 to 1854 and encodes 617 amino acids.